AUGUCUGCCGCCUCCUGCGCAACCAAACGAGACGUGCUCAAUCGCGUCAAGGAGGUGCUCGAGACGCACGUCAAGUCGGGCGUGAUUGACCGGGAGGACUUCAAGCAGCUGGCGAAGAAGUCGGCGGAGGCGGUCUUUCCGCCGGUGGUCGUGGGGGAAGUUGAUCGAGUCGCGCUGCGGCAGCUGCUGGCAUUUCUGGCUGAGAGCGGCGCGGGAGAGGCGGUGCUCGCGCCCAUUCGGGCAGCGUCGGAGACGGCGGAAGUGAAGGAGAGCGAAAAAGGGGCCACGCCGGACCCGUCCGCGGUGUCGACUGUGGGAACUGGGCUCUCGCUCGCCGCACUGCGGGCGCGGAUGACAAGAAAAAAAGAGGAGCUUAGGCGGCAGCGCGAGGGGGCGCCGGUGACGGCGGAACAAACGCCGCGCGGCGAUGCACCCACCGGGACGGCCAGUGGCGCGCCGAGUGCGUCGCAUGGAGAAACGCUCCGCAGCAGCGCGGUGGCGGAGGAGGAGCCUCCCACCCGCAGGUUUAAGGCGGAGGCACAAGCCCCGCUGCCGCUGCCCUCGUUGCAGGAAGUUGACCUCUACGCGGAUCUCGGCGCCGCUCCCUCCGGCUGGCACACGCAACUGCGGCCCAUGUCCAUGUAG
Molecule: messenger RNA, 645 nt
Organism: Trypanosoma conorhini
Lineage: Eukaryota; Euglenozoa; Kinetoplastea; Trypanosomatida; Trypanosomatidae
Exons: 1
Coding region: 1-645 (214 amino acids)
Source: RefSeq, a predicted model, not a curated record